Molecule: messenger RNA, 9297 nt
Organism: Mesoplodon densirostris (Blainville's beaked whale)
Lineage: Eukaryota; Metazoa; Chordata; Mammalia; Artiodactyla; Ziphiidae
Gene: EPB41L1
Product: erythrocyte membrane protein band 4.1 like 1
Exons: 25
Coding region: 1107-5861 (1584 amino acids)
Biological process (GO): cortical actin cytoskeleton organization
Cellular component (GO): plasma membrane; cytoskeleton
Molecular function (GO): structural molecule activity; actin binding
Source: RefSeq, a predicted model, not a curated record
CGGCGCUCUGAUUCCAUCAGUGCCUGACAGACUGCCUCUGACUGGCCGACUGUGUCUCAGUGACCACACACUGCCAUCACUGCCUGAUAAUCCGUGUCUGUCUGGCUGUGUCGGACUGAACACAGAUUUCAUGGAUGCCUGGUGGACCAAGACCGCGUGAUCUGUCUGCCUGACCGCAGUUGACUGACUGACUGACUGCCCUAUCUGGCUGAUGGCAUCUGGGCCUGAUGGGGCGUGUCUGACUGAGUCGAUCUGCUUCUGAUUGACCGGACUCCAUCGGUGCUCGACAAGCUGUAUCUGACUGACAGAGGCCCUCUGUGACGGAAUGACCAGUUCACGGAUACCUCUGUGCCAACGUUUUGACCCCAACUCUGCUGUGUGGGCUAAGAAGACAGCCUGAGCAGCUGAUUCUGACUACGGCCGGGCCUGCGCGUCUGCCCGAGUCCCCUGACUGGCUGGCUGACAAGCUGGCUGGCUACCCUGACUGCACAGCCUCUGUGCCUGGUGGGGCCCGCCUGACUGGCCAUCUGACAGGUGGGAUCAGCCCACCUGAUGGGUGGACCGACCGCAUCUGCCAGACUGCGGUGGCUGAGGCUGUGGCUGGCUGGUUCUGGCUGCCCCGUCCGAGUCUAACUGGAUCUCAAGCACCGGGUUCUGAAGGACGGAGUCCGCCUGACUGUCCCUUCCUGACCACCUCUGCCUGACGCAGCUCGAUGGACAGCGUCCGUGUCUGGCUACACCUGCCUGACGGUCGCCUCCUCUACAUUCGAUAAUGUCAGUUGAGUCAGAUUGCUGCCUGAAGCACAGCUGACCAACUGAAUCUGACUUGGCCCCUGAAAUUCUCUCCCUGAUGACCUCCUUCUCUCCAGCUGCCCAACAAAUGGCUUCUGAAGUGUUACUUGUCCAGGGGCCUGGGGCCUAGACAUUUUCAGCUAGAAGUCUGGCCUUGGGGGGGUCCAUAACAAGGCCGCCAACAGGAAAGGGAACCCAGGAUGGAGGCGCGUGGGAGAGGGAGGCAGCAGGAGCAGGAUUCAAGGCCAGGUGCCUGACUGCCGUCCUUACCCCCAGGGAGCUGGUGUGGUCGCAGCAGGGGCGUGCUGGUCACCAUGACAACAGAGACAGGCCCAGAUUCUGAGGUGAAGAAGGCCCAGGAGGAGGCCCCACAGCAGCCUGAGGCAGCCGCCGCAGCUACUACCCCUGUGACCCCCGCAGGCCACGGCCAUCCCGAGGCCAACUCCAAUGAGAAGUAUCCGCCCCAUCAGGACGCUCGGCCUGCAGAACAGAGCCUAGACAUGGAGGAGAAGGACUUCGGGGAGGCCGAUGGCCUGUCAGAGAGGACCACGCCCAGCAAGGCCCAGAAAUCGCCCCAGAAGAUCGCCAAGAAAUACAAGAGUGCCGUCUGCCGAGUCACUCUGCUCGAUGCCUCUGAGUAUGAGUGUGAGGUGGAGAAACACGGCCGGGGCCAGGUGCUGUUUGACCUGGUCUGUGAGCACCUCAACCUCCUGGAGAAGGACUACUUCGGCCUGACCUUCUGUGAUGCCGACAGCCAGAAGAACUGGCUGGACCCCUCCAAGGAAAUCAAGAAGCAGAUCCGGAGCAGCCCCUGGAAUUUUGCCUUCACAGUCAAGUUCUACCCCCCUGACCCUGCCCAGCUGACAGAAGACAUCACAAGAUACUACCUGUGCCUGCAGCUGCGGGCGGACAUCAUCACGGGCCGCCUGCCCUGCUCCUUCGUCACGCAUGCCCUGCUGGGCUCCUAUGCCGUGCAGGCUGAGCUGGGCGACUAUGAUGCCGAGGAGCAUGUGGGCAACUAUGUCAGCGAGCUCCGCUUCGCCCCUAACCAGACCCGGGAGCUGGAAGAAAGGAUCAUGGAGUUGCACAAGACGUACAGGGGCAUGACCCCAGGAGAAGCAGAAAUCCACUUCCUAGAGAACGCCAAGAAGCUUUCUAUGUACGGAGUAGACCUGCACCAUGCCAAGGACUCUGAGGGCAUCGACAUCAUGUUAGGAGUCUGUGCCAAUGGCCUGCUCAUCUACCGGGACCGGCUGAGGAUCAACCGCUUUGCCUGGCCCAAGAUUCUCAAGAUCUCCUAUAAGAGGAGUAACUUCUACAUCAAGAUCCGGCCUGGGGAGUAUGAGCAGUUUGAGAGCACGAUUGGCUUUAAGCUCCCAAAUCACCGGUCGGCCAAGAGACUGUGGAAGGUCUGCAUUGAGCACCAUACGUUCUUCCGGCUGGUGUCCCCUGAGCCCCCACCCAAGGGCUUCCUGGUGAUGGGCUCCAAAUUUCGGUAUAGUGGGAGGACCCAGGCACAGACCCGCCAGGCCAGCGCCCUCAUCGACCGGCCCGCGCCCUUCUUUGAGCGUUCCUCCAGCAAACGGUACACCAUGUCCCGCAGCCUUGACGGAGCAGAGUUCUCUCGCCCAGCCUCUGUCAGCGAGAACCAUGACGCAGGACCCGACAGUGACAAGCGGGAGGAGGAUGGCGAGUCUGGGGGGCGGCGGUCAGAGGCUGAGGAGGGAGAGGUCAGGACCCCCACCAAGAUCAAGGAGUUAAAGCCGGAGCAGGAAACCACGCCGAGACACAAGCAGGAGUUCUUAGACAAGCCAGAGGAUGUCUUGCUGAAGCACCAGGCCAGCAUCAACGAGCUCAAGAGGACCUUGAAGGAACCCAACAGCAAACUGAUCCACCGGGAUCGAGACUGGGAGCGGGAACGCAGGCUGCCCUCCUCUCCCGCCUCCCCCUCCCCCAAGGGCACCCCUGAGAAGGUCAACGAGGGUUCAGAGCAUUGGGUAUUUAUAGAAAGAGAGUACAUUAGGCCAGAAGAACUCAGUCUCCUAAACGUGACCACCACACAGCGGGAAGAAAGGGAGGCAGGCAUCGCAGACACGCUUGCUGACGGCAGACUCUCCAAGGUAGACGUCCUGGUGGACAAGUUCACCUUCGAAAUGGCCACAGAAGAAAAGGUGGGAGCCAAAGGAGCAAACACCCAGCGACAAGGAAGAAUGAUCACGAGCCCUGAAGGCUUUGAGUCAGUGUGGGAGGAACGCCCCUGGGUCAGGGAAGGCCCAGGAGGGGCUCCUCUGGCUGCAGGCUGCACGCUGGCAGGAACGCUCCCAGAGGGCUCCUGGUUCAGGGUGGACCCUGGGGAGGCAACCAUCAGGAAGCAGUGGGCCUCCAGGGGUCAGCUGGAGGGCCCGGCGGAGCUAAGGCGGAAGUGGGAGGAGUUCCAGGCUUGCGGAAGACCCGCCGCCCCGGCCACUGGCCCUGCAGAGGUUGAUGUCCCCUCUCCAGCCUCCGACACGGGAGGACUCCGGUCGUUUCUGCUGGACCCAGCCUACACAGAAGCCAGAGCCGACUCGAGCGAUGAAACCGACACUUCCUUUGCAGAGAGAAGCUUCUAUUUAAACUAUGGCGAGAAAGAGUCUGAAGACCAAGUCCUCCGUCCGGCCCUGGAGGAGAGAGAGCACGUAGAUGCCCCACCUGGCUGCGAGACCAGGCGGAAGCUCUCGGAGGACCUCACGGAGAGCUCGGAGCUGGACUCCUCAGGCCCAUGGGGCUCUGCCGCCGCUGUCGGCAGAAACAAGCACCACGAGGGUGAAGCCCACUCAGCUUCCUCAGAGGGAGGGGCGGGGCUCCCCAGGAACCAAGGACCAGAUGACCUGGCGGUCUUUGUCAAGCAGCUUGGAAAGGGACCUUCUCCAGGGCUGAUGUUUGCUGAGGACUGGGACGAAGCCCGGUGGGAGGUGGAAGGAGAGUCUACCCACCCAGCAUCCUCAGUAACUGCAGAGGAAGAGACCCCCCAGAGUGGAGAUUUGAUGGGAAAGGCUGAGAAAAGUCCCCCAGGAGAAUGGAACCACUCACCUCACAGAGGAGGGGGCGUGCGUCCAGACCGCCAGGCCUGUGUCCUUCCGUGGACCGUCCCUCCUAGCGGUGUCAGGAAGCCAGCCAAGCCGGACAGAGGCAACUUCCUGCCCAGAGAGAGGGGACCAUUUCACACCCAAACAGGAGAACCUGUGAAAGAGGACAGCAAGGCCCCAGCGUUUCUUCAGAUGGAGGUGAUCACCCCCCUCCCAACCUCGCCCCAUCCCUUUGCGGCUCAGACAUCUCCAGAAGAAGCUUCUUCAAGCCCAGCCCCUUAUGGGUCGGGGGAGCCUGUGCAGCUCAGGGACCGCUUUGGAGAACAGUCCUCCAUAUUUCUCAAACAUGCCCAUCCUCCUAAAGAGAGCCCGGAGCCCAAGGACCGAGUAGGGCUGACUGUGACCCCAGACGGAGGUGAGCGCAGGGCCCCUCCCAUCGCCAGCAGGAAGCCCAGACUUGUCCCUGAAGAAGCCCAGGGGUUGCUGUUCCCUUCAGGGAAGCAAAAGGAGAUGACCUCUUUCCAGGCUGGGGGUCAAGAGGGCUCCCUGGAAGAUAUUAGCAAGACCUCUGUGGCCAACAAGAUUCGUAUCUUUGAGACCCACGGAGCUGAAACUCGCUGGGCGAGUCAGGGUGAAACCAGGGCCUUUGCAAACGAGUUGUCUUUGGAGGCCUCUGUGGGGCAGGUCGAGCAACAGCGGAGUAGGCGUUUAGACCUGGGAUUUGCUCAGUUUCAGCCCCCAGGGGACUUUGCUGCCCCCAAAGCCACACAUUCCUCCAUGAUGCCGCCAGCUACCAGACACUUCUGGGAGGGCAUUUCUACCCCAUCCCCCCGGGAAGGAUGCAUGGACGUCGAGCUCGUGUCCCCCAGUCCAGGCUGCGAAACUACACUGGAGGAAGCUACUGGGGGAACUGGCCACAACAAAUCCGGAGACGCGGUCAGGCAAGAGAAGCACGUUACCAGCUUAGCAGCGAAUCCCCCAGGAAAGGGGGGGCACCUGAGAUUCACCAGCCCCUCAGGCCCUCAGAGAGCAGGGCUGAGGGAGGGCUCCGAGGAGAAAGUCAAACCGCCACGGCCCAGGGCCCCAGAGAGUGACACGGGAGACGAGGACCAGGACCAGGAGAGGGAUGCGGUGUUCCUGAAGGACAACCACCUGGCCAUUGAGCGUAAGUGCUCCAGCAUCACGGUCAGCUCCACGUCCAGCCUGGAGGCCGAGGUCGACUUCACGGUCAUCGGCGACUACCACGGCAGCGCCUUUGAAGACUUCUCCCGCAGCCUGCCUGAGCUUGACCGAGACAAAAGUGACUCAGAAACCGAGGGCCUGGUGUUCUCCCGGGAUCUCAACAAACGGGGCCCGAGCCAGGAUGAUGAGUCUGGGGGCAUCGAGGACAGCCCGGACCGAGGGGCCUGCUCCACCCCGGAUAUGCCCCAGUUCGAGCCUGUGAAAACGGAAACCAUGACAGUCAGCAGCCUGGCUAUCAGGAAGAAGAUCGAGCCGGAGGCUGUACUGCAGACCAGAGUUGCCACUGUGGACACCACCCAGCAGGUUGACGGGACUGCCCCAGGGGGGAAGGAGUUCUUAACAACUACUCCCUCCAUCACCACGGAGACCAUAUCAACCACCAUGGAGAACAGUCUCAAGUCCGGGAAGGGGGCAGCUGCCACGAUCCCAGGCCCACAGACGGUGGCCACGGAAAUCCGUUCUCUUUCUCCGAUCAUCGGGAAAGAUGUCCUCACCAGCACCUACGGCGCCACCGCGGAAACCCUCUCCACUUCCACCACCACCCAUGUUACCAAAACUGUGAAAGGAGGAUUUUCGGAGACGAGGAUCGAGAAGCGGAUCAUCAUCACCGGGGACGAAGAUGUCGACCAAGACCAGGCCCUGGCUUUAGCCAUCAAGGAGGCCAAACUGCAGCAUCCUGACAUGCUGGUAACCAAAGCUGUCGUAUACAGAGAAACAGACCCAUCCCCAGAGGAGAGGGACAAGAAGCCACAGGAAUCCUGACCUCUGUGAAGAGAUGCUGGCGUUUCUGGUCCAACCCAAGCCAGAGAACCGUAAAGAAGGGGCCUUCAUUCUGGAUUCUCCAACUCAACACCGACGUCCCAGCUGCGACGUACUGUCCCUGAUGAGAGACUGGGAAAGGAAAAGCAUAUAUAUAUAGAUAUAUAUAGAUAUAGAUAUAUAUACAGGAAACAUCACGUCCUUGCACUGCUGCCGGGGCUGGCCGAGCAUUCGGCCGACAGCAACGGCCAACAUCUGAACGCCUACAUUUCCUUUGCAGACAAAUUGAAGAAUUGGUGGGAUUGUUCAGGAAAAAAAAAUUAUAACAACAAUAAUCCCUUGCUCCGCCCCGCCGCGCCUGUCCCAACCCCCCUUGAAGCCCCGCGGAACAACCAAGGCAAGCCAGACCGCGCUGAUUGUAGAAGUGCAAUGAGACCCGGGUUCUACAUGUUCCGUUCAGUGGACGAGCAUUCCAUUUCUUCUUCUCCUGCGUCUGUUGCCCACUCAAAUAAAAAGGAAAACACUUUCGCAGCCAAGCAAGAGAAGCUGCAGCAGCAAGACACGCCCUGUCAAACGUUUUCCAAGAAAGAGAGAAAAGUCCCUGCUCGGAAAGGAGGAGGAGGAACACUAGAUUCUUAUUUUUUGGGUCUUGACACUGGGCUGCAAAAUCCACCUUCCUUUCUCCCGCCUCCCCUCCCCGUCGACUGUCACACAUCUUGUCAGUCAUUUUCUGUCUGGGUUCCCUCCUCCCUCUCCCCCACCCCACCCCCGCCUCACCUUCUGUGUCCUGGUCCUGCUGAGGGCCACCGCAGAUGACUCUCACUGGAAGUGAGAAAAAGCAAAGCAAAGCAAGAAUGUGAAACCAAGCCACAGGAGGUGAAGUAGACCUUGUAUGUUAUGGGUUCUCAUUAUGAAGGUGCAGCUCGUAGAUUUGUAUGGAUGUGCUUUUAAGUUAUGUAUAUUACAAAUAACAGGAAGCAAAUAUUAAAAUAAACAGUGCUGGUAAGUAUGAAGCUGACAUUUUAAAAUUAUAAUUAUCUGACUGUGAUUGAUGUAUCCCAAGGUUCCUAGAUCUCACCGAACCGACCCUGCCAAGGAGACCUGGACUCUGGCUGUGGGUCGCUCACAGUAGGAGCCGACGGUUCAGUGUAGAAAUACAGUGUGUGGUGUUUGUAAUUGACUGAUUGGUGGGGAGGGGCGGGGUCCCCAGGUGGAGAGGCAGGGAUUUUGGCAAGAAGGAAGCAACACGGGUGUGGUUCAAGAUGCCUUCUCCCCCUGGGCAGUAACAACCGGGGGCUGGUCUGUGCUCAGGCGUGGUCCAGAGUUAGGAUUCUGCUGCACAGGUCUCCCGGCUCAGCGCCCCCGCCUCCCUAGGAGGCUUGCCUCCUUUCUCAAUCUCUCUUUGUUUUGCCACGUCUUGCCUUUUCCUGACCGCAUUGUGACAGCUAACUCCCAUCCCGAAGGAGGUGACGUACCCAGCUGCCGCAGAAGAUGGUGGCUUCCACCUGGCUGUCUGAACAUCCCCAGCCCAGUCUUUUCCUUUACCACUCCUGUAUUCUGUCUGAAUCAUUCUCUGCUUCCUGGGCCAAAGCAGCCAUGGUAGAGACUGAACACAGGGCAGGCCCUGAUAGGUCAAAACCGCACUCCCAAAGGCUUCGCCUGCCCCAGAGUAAGCUGAGGAGGAUCUACAUAUAAGACCCUGGCCUUAGAGACCUCGCCUUCAGUCGGCGUCUGCGCUCUGAGCCUGUGCCCUUGGAGUCCCCAGAAUGGCCUUGAGACCACAGAAGCCCUUGGAGAAGACCCCCAUCAAAAGCUUGGCAUUGCCCUCUGGCACACGUGGGCCUUCCCAGGCUUUCCUGACACAAGCUGCUUCCCUGAGCUUAAUGAGGCCCCUUCUGAGGGAGCUUUUCCCCACUGCCCUUUAAUUUCUCAGUCCCAUUUCAUUUCCCCCAUCCUGCUUCUAAAGCAGGCGAUAAAUUCACUCAACAAGUAUUUAUUGAGUACUUACUCGUGCCAGGCACUAUCAUUAGGCUCAAGGAGAAAGCGUGGCGGGGAGCAGAGGGACCUGGGAAGACCCCUGAGCCAGCCUUACGUCUCUAACCCCUCUGAGAGCAUUUCCGAAUUCUCUCCAAUUAUCAGACAUUGCCUAGGGAUGUCCCAGAGCGGGGCUUGGCUUGCUUAUUAGUUACCCCGGUGACACAUAUGCUUAGCUGCUUAACUGGUGCUGACCUGAGGCAGGACAAGAAACCAGAACAGUGUUUGCCUCUAUGGGCAAAAAUGGGAUGGAGAGAGGGCAGAGAGAGCCCUGCACCUGGGGCUCAGGUGGCACAGUCAGCCACAUCCCCUCUGGGGCAGGCUGUUGGCCCACUCCAACUCCCCCUGAGAGCAAAGGCACACUUUGAAUGCACCAGGUUCUUUUUUACAGUCCUGGGAGAGAAGCCACAGAACCUCGUUCCUGUCCUCCUCAGCCUGAGAGCCCCCAGUGUUUCUGGGCCAAGAGCUGGAGUGGCUCCGCCCUCUCCAGGCCACCUGGAAUCGGGCUCAGGCAUCCCUGUCUUUGCAGGAACCAGGUGUCCCGAGCGCACUGGACAUACCUCAGAGAGAGAAUAUUUGUUCUGGGUUCUGUACCUGCCUACAGACCCUAAGUGUGUGGCUUUAGGGCAGGGAAGAUGUGACCCGGCUUAGCUUGUGGGCCAGCCAGGGUUUGUGGAGCUCUCCAUCCCACAGAUGUUCUGACCUUCCUCUGAGAGGCAGGCAGUGCCAGCAGGGAGGAGGGGAGCUGCAAAGCUGAAAUCUAGGGCACUGUUUCCUCCCCAUCCUCCUCUUCAUAGGGAAUAUAGACGUUUGUCUUGUCUGUCUUCAACCUACUUUUCCUUUUUACAUUUCUCAUCCUUUCUGUGCCACCUCUGCACCCAGGAGACCAUGUAGCAUGGUGGAAAAAGUCCUGGAGGGCAGUCAGGAGUUCUGGGUGGCCAUCCUGGCUCAACCCCUAACUCACCACGUGCCACUGAGCUAGUCCCAUUCCCGUUUCGGGGCCUCAGUUUCCUCAUGUGCAAAACGCAGAGGAUAAAGCAGAGGCUCUCCAUGCCCUUUUGCCACUCUGCCAGCCUACAGAUCUUUGUUUUCCCUUCUUUUGCUUUCUUGGGAUCUUUUCCAUCUGAGGGUAUAGGAAGUGCCAAGGCCUGUUUCAGUUUUUGAAUCCUGCAAGCACAUUCCAAGACUGGCCUGAAAUUGCAUGAACAACAUCACUCUAAAUAUAUACUUUUUUUUUUUUUUUCCAAAAGCACCUUCCCAACCAACUGCGAUGCUGUCCUGGUCCUUCUUACUCGCACCCUUCUCUCCUCUCUUGUCCCCGCGCUCCCCCACCUCAGUGCUCCGUGCUGUAUGCGUGUGCUCCCUGUUCUUGUAUACUCAAUAAAAGUGAAAUAAAUGUGUUUGA